Phanerochaete carnosa HHB-10118-sp is the source of this 4617-nucleotide messenger RNA. RefSeq lists its product as uncharacterized. The transcript is spliced from 9 exons. Gene Ontology annotation, molecular function: protein binding. The coding region runs from base 124 to 4617 and encodes 1497 amino acids. Lineage: Eukaryota; Fungi; Basidiomycota; Agaricomycetes; Polyporales; Phanerochaetaceae. The record is from RefSeq and is a predicted model, not a curated record.
GGUAGCCAAUCGGCGCCCGCCGAACACAACUUCUCUGGCCCGUGACAUAGUUCUUCGCAUGAUUUGGGCAUGAGGCGGUGAUACGGCCCCUUGAUUGAACCACUCCGCCAGCAGCCAGCAGCCAUGCGCCGUCUUAAACAGAAGUUACGGAGUGGCAAGGUCCCUGAUGCUGCAGUCGGACAUCUCAAGCAAGCUCUUGGUAUUUUCAAGGAUACCGCCGGUAGUCUUGGAGUACCGGGGUUGCAGAUAGGUGUGAGCAUCCUGUCGGCCGUGUUGGCGAUGAUCCAGAAAUCAAAUGCGAACACCGAAAGUAUCAAUACACUGGCUACGCAGAUCGGAGAAUUGACGGCAAUGGUGAAACGGAGCACGGAACUCCACGGUGGGAUUAUGCCUGCUCCGAUGGGGGACAGAGUCAAACGAUUACUGGAGUCCUGGAAGUCGAUCGACAACGAGGCUCAGAACAUCAAGUCCCGGAAAAAGUUCCUGAGAGUGAUAGAAAGUGAAGAGGAAGCAGGAAAGGUUGCUAGUCUGGUGAAAAAGAUAUUGUGGUCGAUUCAGAGUUUUAUAGUCGAGGGCAUGCUCGCGAUCGAAUUUGCGCUGGAUCAUCAAGCCCGCAUCAACGAGCAAAGCUCGCAGUAUGCAGAGAUGAUGUUUGACGCUCUGCGGAGUGAUAAUCAACGUUUGCAAAUGCAUUUUGAAGGAGGCUCCGUGCCGCCUUAUGUGGUCCGGGCGCAAUUCGACAGCCACCCCGAGCGCAAGGUUUGCCUCGAUGGGACGCGUACCGAUAUGUUGGAAACCAUCUUCAAUUGGGCAGCCGGUCAGUCUAUGCCUGGUGAAGCGGCCGAACCUGCCGAAGAUCCUCAGGCUGCCGGCGACCAACCCAACGUCCUGUGGCUCAACGGGCUGCCCGGGUCCGGCAAGACAACGAUAGCAUGCUCCGUCGCACAACGUUGCCGUGCCAAUCGUACCUUGGGAGCCAACUUCUUCUGUUCCCGAUCGGAUUCCGAUUGCAGCAACGCGUCGCUGAUAUUCACGACAAUCGCUUACCAACUCGGAUUGUUCUACGAACCUUACAAGGACCAAGUGGCGGAGAUACUCAAGAAGGACCCUCAACUAGCGUACUCUGGAGUCCCCCGUCAAUUCGAGGAGCUGAUAGUACAGCCCCUGGCGCACCUCCGUGAAGGCUUCCCUCCAUGUGUCAUAGUAAUCGACGCACUCGACGAGUGUCGAGACCCCCAGGUCACGUCCGCAGUGCUAUCGACUCUGCUGAAUCAUGCAGAGGAUCUCUCCCCUCUCCGAUUCUUCGUCACCAGCCGGCCUGAACGGCAUAUCGCCGCCAGAUUCGAUGCUCCCGGCUACCGCAACGCGUCUGGCCGCCUCCUCCUCCAUGAAGUCGCACUAGAGUGUGUCACCACGGACAUCAAGAAGUACUUCACGGUAUCCCUGUCGGAGCUCAGACUGUUUUUCAACUUGGCGGAGUCCUGGCCCAACGAGGCCGAUAUCGAGGUACUCAGUCGGAUGGCCAACGGCCUGUUCAUCUUUGCUGCGACGGCCAUCAAGUUCAUUGGGGACCCGAACUAUAACGAUCCAAUUGGACAAAUGAAGAUUCUCACGUCUGCUGCAGGUUCGCAUGGCUUCCACCGGCUGCUCGAUAAGCUAUACUUGCAGGUGCUCGAUGCCGCCUCUCCCAACAUGUCGACGAGCCUGCUGGGUCGACUCAAGGCUGUCCUUGGCUCGAUCGCCGUCAUCAAGGACCCCCUUCCCCCGUCCGGCCUGUCGCAUCUACUUGGACUCCCCACUGACACUGUGUACAGCUCCCUCGUCGGCCUUCACUCCGUCCUCGUCGUACCGGCCGCUCAAGAGUCUGCGGCGAACAUCUGCGUCAUUCAUCCGACAUUCCCCGAGUUCCUGCUUGACCCGAGCCGCUGCACGAGCCGGCUGAAGCGAGACAUCUGCGGCAUCCGAGACCCUUCGCUGCUCAAUGUCGAGGUUCCCGGCCUGCUGAGCCGGAUAGAGAGUGCGAUCCCGGCACACCUGCGAUAUGCAUGUCGGCACUGGUGCACUCAUCUACUGAACUGCGAGCUGUCGGAUGAGAUCCUGGACGAACUCUUUGCACUUGUUCAAAGGCAACUGCUACAUUGGAUCGAGGCCUGUAGCCUUCUCGGGAUAUUAAGGGAUGUCGUCUCCGGGAUCAAUGAGGCCCAGCGAAAGCUCAGGGAUUUUGACGAUGAUCGAGCGAGAGACAUCAUUGUUCUGCUCAAUGACUGCGAACGACUGGUUGUCGGCUACUUCCCUGCCAUCAGCAGCUCGGCACUACAACUAUACUACUCGAUUGUAUCAUUCAUCCCGACGAAGACCGUGCUUUCACGGACGUAUGUGCACGAAUGUCUCCCGGAGAGCUCUAUCAAGGCUUUUGGCAGUGUGCCAGGCAUGUGGAACGCUUGCUUGGGCACAGUCACUGCACAUGAAGGCAGUUAUGUCUGGGCUGUGGACUUUCCACUUGAUGGCAGGACAGUUGCCUCAUCAGGAGAUGACGGUAAGAUACGCAUUUGGGACGCACUGACAUGCGCCCUGCUGUCGGUCCUCUCCGGUCAUUCUCACCGGGUUUGGUCUGUCAAGUACUCUUCGGACGGCGCUCGCAUAGCUUCUGCUGCCGCAGACAGAACGGUCAAGAUUUGGGACGCAGUGUCCGGCGUGCUCGUCCGCACCCUGGAAGGGCACAUGGGCUGGGUCCGCUGCGCAGUCUUCACACCCGACGGCGGCCGUAUCGUGUCUGGCUCCGAUGAUCAUUCUAUCAAGAUCUGGGACACGGAGACAGGUGCCUGUUUGGCGACUCUGACCGUGCACAAUCACGAGGUCAAAUCCAUUGCGGUGUCCCGGGACGGCCGUUGGAUGGCGUCAGGCUCGCUCUUUCAAGUCUGUCUGUGGAGCCUGGAAGCGCCGGCAUACACUCAUCGUGUCGUGGCAACUCCCAAAGGCGAAUGCUUCCCUUUUGAUGCUGCUACCUUCACGCCAGACAGCUCCCAGAUUUUGAUCGCAUCGUACAUCUUUGGCAACAAGUCGGGGAAGUUGUCGGUCUGGGAUGUCGAGACCGCGAAGCACCUCCGCGACCUCCGGCCAUCAGGCCAGUCAUUCAAGGAGACCAGCAAGCCCAGCUUUCUUUCAACAGGAGACAUGCUCGUCUGUGCAGCGGAUAACACUGUCCUCGUCUGGGACUUUGCUCGCGGCGAGGUUCGACAAGCAUUCUCCGGUCACACCGAGGAUGUCACGAGUGUCGCCUAUAACCAAGACGGGACUCGCAUCAUGUCUGGUUCGAUGGACGGCACUGUCCGGCUGUGGGACGUGACGCAACCCGAGCAUACCAGAAGCCCAUCCAACCUGUCCAGCGAGAGAUCAAUGGGCCACUCCUCAGUCACUUUCUCCCACAACGCGAAGCGUGCACUGCUGGUUUCCACCGACGAGUCCAGUACUAGUAUCGAGGUGGCGAAGACGGAUUCGUGGGGCCACGCAUACAAGCCACUGCCCAUACCCUUACUAGAACAUCUCAACGUGCACCACAUAGCGUUCUCACCAGACGAUGCUACGAUCCUUACCGCGUCAUCGAGAUAUCAUAGUUCGGUGGCUCUCUGGGACGCUGCUUCUGGGUCACCACGUCUCCAGCUUGAAGGCAAGCUGGACGUUGCGCGCCGGUCCUCUCCUUUCGAGUACACCUUCAUGUGGAGCGAUGUCUUGGGCUACAUGCCUCACUGCUUCGGCUGCCAGUCGUCGACGCUAAUGUUCUCGCAAGACAGCCGCUACCUGCUUAUGCCGAAUUUAUCCACAACCGGAGACCAUCAUUCCGCUUGUCUCUGGGACGUUGUGACAGGCAAGCUCAUUCGCGAGUUUGUCGGACAUACGGAUAGUGUCAGCUCCGUCGCCUUCUCGCUGGACGGCAGACGUAUUGCAACGGGCUCCGACGAUACGACUGUCAUCAUUUGGGAUGCUGCCACCGGAGCAUCUCUGGCGAUAUGUAGGGGCCAUAAGUACCGGGUUGUCUCCGUCGCCUUCUCUCCCAGCGGAGAACGUGUCGCGUCCGGAGGCUAUGACAAUCUCGUUCUGGUGUGGAAUGCAGACGGAGGGAGACUGACUCAGGAGCUGGAGGGGCACGCCUACCCGGCGUGGUCGGUUGCCUUUGCUCCCGCCGGGGACGUCAUCAUUUCCUCCCAGUCGUUCAACACCAUGCGACUCUGGGACGCUGAAUCAGGAGCCUGUCUCCUCGUCCUCGACCCACAUACCUGGUACCGCACCCUGCACCUGUCCCCCGACGGCUCCGGAGUCCUGGUCGACGACAACAACCGACUUGUCCAGCUGUGGGCCCCUGUCGAUGCGGAUGCGCAAGUGACGACCCCUCUCCCAUGGCUUCCGCGUCGCACCUGGCCUAUAUACUACAUCGAGGACGAUUGGAUAUUCUCUUUGACGCCGUCUCGGCGGACCCGGUUGUGUUGGGUUCCGCUAGGCUGGCAACGCGGGGGCAUCGUGGGAUACUGUGGGCACAAUGUAGUGUUCAAGAGCGGGUACAGACUGAAUUUCUCAGAAUUGAAUAGGUACCUGGGCAAAUUGCACAGUAAUCAUACGUAA